Trichoderma reesei QM6a is the source of this 939-nucleotide messenger RNA. RefSeq names its product casein kinase I. The transcript is spliced from 3 exons. The annotation marks the transcript as partial. Gene Ontology annotation, molecular function: protein serine/threonine kinase activity; ATP binding. NCBI's taxonomy places the organism in Eukaryota, Fungi, Ascomycota, Sordariomycetes, Hypocreales, Hypocreaceae. Gene Ontology annotation, cellular component: cytoplasm; nucleus. The record is from RefSeq and is a predicted model, not a curated record. Gene Ontology annotation, biological process: peptidyl-serine phosphorylation; signal transduction.
CAGGAAACCAUCAUUGACAACAGAUGGCGCCUUGAUGGCAUCAUCGGCCAAGGCGGCUUCGGCAGCGUCUACAUCGCAACCGACAUCCUCACCAACCAAAUCGUCGCCAUCAAGCUCCAGUCCCUCCCCAUCCCCCACAACCCCUCCCAAGUCGACGACCUUGAGCGCGAAUCCCUCUUCUACACCCUCCUCCGCAACGACCCCGGCAUCGCAGACUUCCACGCCAACGGCCGCAAUCCCUCCUCCUUCUCCUCCUCCUCAGCCCCCCCUUCUGCUUCCUCCUCCUCCGCCUUUGAGUACAUGGUCUGCGAGCUCCUCGGCGCCACCCUCCAGAACCUCUUCUUCCGCUGCGGCAACAAGUUCUCCCUCAAGACCACCCUCAUGCUGGCCGACCAGCUAAUCACCCGGCUGGAAGCCUUCCACUCGAGGAACUUGCUCCAUAGAGACGUCAAGCCGGAUAACUUCGCCAUGGGCUUCGGUGCGGAAAAGGGCAAGACGGUGUAUAUCCUGGACUUUGGUCUGGUCGGCGAUUAUCUGAAUGAUGGUAAGACGGUGUUGGCGCCGAGUUAUUCAUUCUGCGGGAGUUAUUACUGGGCUGCCAUAUCAGCUCACCUCGACCGUUCACAAUCUCCAAAGGACGACCUCGAAUCCCUCGCCUACAUGCUCAUCUACUUCGCCCGCGGCUCCCUCCCCUGGCAGGGCUACGCCCACCCCGACGAGCCCACGAGCGCCAUGCGCGAACGCAUCACCCGCCUCAAGCUCAGCAUCCCCGUCGAUGUCCUCUGCCAGGAUCUGCCCUCCGCUUUCGCCCGGCACCUCAAGUACGUCCGGUCGCUCGGGUACAUGGACAAGCCCAACUAUGGGAAGCUGAGGGCCAUGUAUCGGAGGCUGAUGGAGAGGAAGGGGUACGAGUAUGAUGGGGUCUUUGACUGGGAUGAG